AUGGUGACCGCUCCCGCCGUUCCUGAGAUUUACGAAGAUGAGCUCCACUCCGCCAUUGAGGCUCGUGCCGAGUCUCUGCAAACACUGCGCGAAUUGGGCCCGCCAGACCUUGUUCAUCUCAUCAAACAGCCCAUCAAGUCCACGACAAAACAGGUUGGCGUCUACCAUCAUGUUACUGGAAUAGACGCUUCGUCCUCUGCGAGCUUAGCCGCCUACAUAAACACCCUGACUUAUUCUCCCCAUGACAAGCAGCACAAAGUGGUGUCUGGAUUAUACUGUGUGCUGCGAGCGUACUCUUACGCCGACGAUGGAUCGGGCGACACCAUCAAGAAGAUUGUUGGGGUCCGAAGAUUCAACCCGAUUACCAGCACUGAGAGCGAGCAUAAGUUCCUCGAUGCAGCUGAGCGCCUCUUUUUUAAUGGUUGGCAAUUAGGAUCUGAUCCUGAGAUCCAGGUGCCGAACCUAGUCUCGAAUCACCUGACUACAGGCCUGCUAGACUACAUUCACACUACAGGCAGAUAUGCUUCAGGAAUUAAUCUCUUUGAGAAGCUACGGACGCGCGAUCCUGAGAUCUCGUCUCUGCUAGCACAAGUGUACAUUGCAGCCGACGAAGAAGUAAAAGCAGUGCAACUGCUGCAUGAGGCGAUCCAAGAAUUACCCAUGGAUUACUCAUUACUUGACUGCCAGGCCGACUUCUGUAACAAGAAGGGCCGCAGCGACCUCGCCCUUGAGAUUGCCAAGCGGAGUGUCGUUUCUGCUCCCAGCGAAUUCGGAACAUGGGCAAGGCUUGCAGAAAUCUACGUUAGCCUCGAGCAAUGGGACCUUGCAUUACUGACGCUGAACUCAUGCCCGAUGUUCACAUACCAGGACAAGGACGCACCACGGAUGCCUGAACCACAGAGAGUGUUCCUUCCUAUCAUGCCGGAAGCUAUUUGCGAUGAGAUAGAAGACAGUAAUGUUGAUGACGUCGAGCUUGUGCAUCCGACUCUGCGGAAGCUCCACGCUGCGGGAUUCAAAGGCACAUUUUUGAAGGCGUACAUCCUCCUAACUAAGAUAACAAAGAAGAUCGGAUGGGAUCAAUUGCUCCGAAUACGCAGUCAGGUGUUCGUUAUGGAAGAGGAGUAUAGACACGAGAAGCAGACAAUAUCACACCAACCGCAAUCUCGAAAUGCCAGCACGACAGCCCUGCGAUCGCCAAGCCCAAAGACCAACGGACACGGCGAUGUGGAAGAAGUGUCGGAAUCCAGUGAUACUCUGAAUGGAGAGCCUACCGUACCCGAAGCAGAAGACAGACAUUCGAUCGAGAAACCGGGCCACACUGUUGCGUCCGAGGUCGUCAAGGCUGGCAGCGAUGAACCAGUCCACCAACCCAACUACACCCAUUUCCAAAACAAGCGGCUUUGUGAACGCUGGCUUGACAACCUGUUCAUGGUACUCUACGAGGAUCUACGCGUCUACACUAUUUGGCGGACAGAGAUGGUGCAGUAUCGACAACAGCAGCUUUUUUACAAGAAAUCACCAGAAGAGUGGGAGAUCCUUGGUGAGCUCGCAGAACGAUUGCAUCAUCUAGAGGAAGCCAUAGAAGCGUACGAGAACUGCUUGCGGAUGAAGUUUAGCCCAAAGGCCAUGAGAGGUGUUCUGAAGCUAAGCGAAUCGCGCCAUAAUGUUAGAGAAGUGUGUGGUGCGUUGAUCCGGCUGGUCACGUGGCAGUAUAGGUGGUACUCUGAGUUCUCGCCAUCGCUCCUCUACACCAUCCGAAAACUCAUCGAAGAAGAGGGCGCGGUCAAGAUCAGGAGUAUCAUCCAAGGAACAAGUCUACCGCAACAUGUCCUGGAUCUGACACAUCAGUACGCCGCGUUAUGUGCUGCUUUCAGGAGCAGCGGUAGCGAUGGCUAG
Messenger RNA from Lindgomyces ingoldianus, 1896 nucleotides. Its product is annotated as bud site selection protein 7. Gene Ontology annotation, cellular component: exomer complex. Gene Ontology annotation, biological process: Golgi to plasma membrane transport. Gene Ontology annotation, molecular function: protein binding. The transcript has 6 exons. The record is from RefSeq and is a predicted model, not a curated record. Lineage: Eukaryota; Fungi; Ascomycota; Dothideomycetes; Pleosporales; Lindgomycetaceae. Bases 1 to 1896 code for a protein of 631 amino acids.